This is a messenger RNA of Macrobrachium nipponense, 2247 nucleotides long. It is a transcript of the gene Srp14, whose product is annotated as signal recognition particle 14 kDa protein-like. The record is from RefSeq and is a predicted model, not a curated record. Lineage: Eukaryota; Metazoa; Arthropoda; Malacostraca; Decapoda; Palaemonidae. Bases 126 to 503 code for a protein of 125 amino acids. Gene Ontology annotation, cellular component: signal recognition particle, endoplasmic reticulum targeting. The transcript is spliced from 4 exons. Gene Ontology annotation, molecular function: 7S RNA binding; endoplasmic reticulum signal sequence receptor activity. Gene Ontology annotation, biological process: SRP-dependent cotranslational protein targeting to membrane.
CGAAGAGGAAGAAGAAGAAGAAGAACACCCUUGUAAGCGAACGCGAAGGCUGAUUUGGCAUAUAUCAGCUGGCAACAAUAGACAAACGGACGUGUGAGAAGCGUGGUCCAUCGACUCUCCGAAUUAUGGCUGUCCAAGUGCAUUUGACCAAUGAAGUGUUCAUGUCCGAGUUAACACUCAUGUUCCACAAUUCAAGGAAAGAAGGGACAGUUACUACUUCAAUUAAGAGAUAUGAUGGACGCACAAGGCCUGUUCCUAAAGCUCGAAGAAUCAAGAAAGGAAAGAAAAUUCAAGUUGUGGAACCUAAGGCACCUCUUCCUGUUCCAGAUGAAUUUAGUUGUUUGAUUCGUGCCAAAUCAAAGACCAAGAAAAUAAGCACUGUGGUAUCUGCUGAAGAUGUUCUUAAAUUCCAGCUUCAGUUUUGCCAGUUCCUUAGAUCUAACAUGGAUGGGCUUAAGAAAGAAAAGAAAGCAAAGAAGAAAACUAAAAAAGCUACCCAAUAGGAGCUGUAUUUGUACUUCAGUAAAGCUGAACAUUACCUUUUCAAGGUAUACUUGAGAGAGAAGGGAAGGCAGAAACUAUGAGGUUUGGGUUGGUCACUAGGUGCACCCUAUCACAAAGCAUGUCUCUGACGCAGGUCUGUACAUUUUGACUUGCAGUACUGUGAAUGCAAAACAGGCUGUGAUGUAUAAUAAUUAAGAUAAGAUUUAGUUUUAAGCUUUGAAAAAUUGACUGUGUAAAAUUUUGUAUAAAAGCUGACGUGUUACUUAUAAUGCCAGAUGCCUUGAUAGUUAAAAUGAGAUUUAUAUUUUCAAAUCUUUAAAAACACUUGAUGCAUUUGAAAUUUCAGUGUAAAUUUAUUGUAUGUUUAUUUUUGGGAGGAAAAUUUAGUUGGUAAAAUUGUUAUUGGCAAGCCAUUCAGUGUUGUUAACUACAGCUGUUUAACCAGAUUACGUACUGGGUUACACUGCUGGAUUUUCAUAAUACUGGCCUGAAGAAUUUCAUCCUAAAGGGUGAAUAUGAAAACAGCAACAUUGUUAGAUAAUGUGUGUGUAUACAAAUAUCAACAGAAAGCAUUGGAAUUUGGGGCCAAAAGAAUUUUGCAGAGAACCUUAAAUAAUGCUUGCAGUGUUGCACAAGGUCCAUUGUAGGUGGUAUCACCCUUUUGGAUGAAAUCUGGAGAGGAAAACUUUAAACGAGCAACUUGAAUGCAGUGGUGUGUAUUGAUGUAUACUAUCUGCCACAAGAUUAGUUAUCUGCCAUCUGCAUUUCUUCUUUUAAUUGCCAGUUUUUAUCAAUUUAUUAUACUGCAUAUGAGAAACCCAAAUACUCAAGAGCAGCAUUGCCAGAUUUUUCACUCCCAUUAGCCAGUCAUUCUCCUUUACCCACUGCAGAAGUUUACCAUGACUUGCUGUAGAUAAUGUUUGAUUCCCCCCCCCACAGAAAAGGUCAAGUUUUAUUUUUUAAAAUACUUCUGUACAUAUUUCUUUACAAAAUUUCCAUAAUCUAAUUUUAUCCAUUAUCAUAACGAGUUCUACUCAGGAUGCAAAAUUUCUUGUCCAUGUCAUGAAGUGAGAAUGCCACUUCUACACCUAUGCUUGCAAAGUUUCCUCAUCGAAAUUAAAUUUGAAGUUUUCUGCAACUUUACUUAUGAGUAAUUUAAUUUAGAAAGUUUGUGACCUCUUGAGGUUGUUAGUAGUCCUUUUUCAAUAUGGGAGAUAAUAGGGGUAUAGGUAUUCAGAGUGAACGACAAGCUAUAUGAAAUAUUUAAUUACUUUUAUAUAAGUUCCUUGGAUUUCACAAGAAUCUUUGUAAGGAUACAAAAUUCUUGGAUUCAGUGGUAAUACAUAUUUGGCUUUUCCUCAAAUAUUGAGUUCCUUAUUAGUUGGGCCUGAUAAAACUACUUAAGACCUUUUGGUAUAAUGGAGUUCAACACUGAAUAGGUGCUUUUGACUGACUGCACUAAAAAUUUCCUGGGUUGUGUAUGAAGCACUCCUAGGUUGCAGCUGUCAUGCCCUAAGUGUUCAGUGUGGCCAAUGGUCUGCCUGUGUAACUUUGGCUGAUAGGAAAGUGCUUCCUUUAUAUGACUAGAAAAUAUCCCACCUCAGGUUGUCUGUUGUUUUUAAUGGUUUUUGUUGUAAAAUAAAAAAAUUGAGAACAUUGAGUCAUUAUUUCUCAUUACUGAAGAAACUGACUUUCUAACCAUGUCAGUACCUCAGUAUAUUUGUUAAUAAAAGGUAAACUAAU